GCGCCCGCCGCUCAUUCCGCCGCGAACUGCCGUCCGAGCUGCACGCAGCCAUGAUCGACUACGCGCGCCCCUACGAGAUGAACAUGUGCGACCUGUACCCCCCCACGCCGCCGACCUCCGCACGCCUGGACGACUUCCAGGUCUUCAAGAAGGGCAACGCCUCCUACAUCUACGGGAACUACUACAACAACUACGAUGUAUAUCCCGAACCCGAAAUGGACACCACGGCGAACGUCUACCACAACCUGGUCAGCUCCCGCGAGUACCGGCACGAGGACUGGAAAUCUAAAGUCAUCGUGGACUGGACAGAUGAUGAUACAGUAUCCUGGCUCAUAGAGUGUGCCGUGUCACAGGGCUUCUGUGAGUAUGACGUCCCGUUCUAUAAUUUCAAAGUUUGCGGAGUGGAACUCUCUAAUAUGAGACGUGAAGAAGUUAUCCAAAGAAUGGCACAUCCAAACGUCGAUCUAAAUCUGUCGAAGAAAAUAGGAGAAAUUGUUUACGAUAAACUGCAGGCCCGUCUCAGUGAAGAGAUCCACAGACAGACUUCGGUAUUCAGAUACGCGGAGAGUGACCCGUACACACAGCAGGAAACAGUGCAGUCAGUGUUAGAUCUUGAUAAACAUAGGUUAUAUACGUCGGACUAUAAGCCGAACGACAGCAGUCUGCUACCGGCAUCUGAUUCCAGUGAUGACGCGGAGGAUGUAUUCCGUACCUCGGCGCCGGCAUCUCCCUUCUCCUACGGAAGUGAUAGUAAGUCAGGAGACGAAGAAGAGAAAAGGAAAAUUCCCAAAAGACUCCCAGGGAGGCCUAAGGGAAGCGGCAAGAACAGAUUCAAGAGACCCAGAAGUGUGUCCGUCCCAGAGUUUCUGAGGAACCUGUUGUUCGACGAGAGAUACUGUCCAUCUAUUAUCAAAUGGGAAGACUAUUCGCAGGGCAAGUUCAGGUUCGUGAAACCGGACGAGGUGGCCAAGCUGUGGGGCCAGAUGAAGCAGAAUGACAACAUGACCUUCGAGAAGUUCAGUCGGGCGAUGCGAUACCACUAUCGGCAGAACGUGCUGGUCUCCGUGCCGACGGCGCGGCUCGUGUACCAAUUCGGACACAAGGGACCGGACUUCAAGACCCAGAACCCGAAUUUCGUCAAGGUCAAGUCGGAAAUGGACCUCCAAGAUAUGCCGUACUCGUAGUUGAAUCAUUGUUAUUUAAGAAAUUUGAAGUUAUGCUCAUGUUAGACGGAAAGGAAUAAAGUUAAUGUUUGAUGUUUGUUAGGAACGCAACCCUCGUGGGGAUCGUGAAGCAGGAGACGGACUCUUAUAAGUACUCGUCUUCCGAACGAGGUCUCAGAAUGUUUUUAGAGUCGCCUUCAGAGAGCUGCGUCUGUAAAGCUGUUUGAAAGGAUAAGUUCUUGUCUUAGGAUGUUGUAGGAAGAGAGGAGUCAUUGGUUGUAUGAUGUAUCGCUGUUCAGGAUGUUAUGAAUGUAAAAUGAACUCGAUGUUUCCGUCACAAUGGUUGUUCAAGGAUUUGAUUAUUGGAUCGUUCCGUCAAUUAAUGGUUGUAAAGUCCUUGUUAAAGUGUCCAUAUUAUUUUUUUAAGUGCUUAUAACAUUUUUACAAAUGAUUUUUAUCCACGUGAGAUUUUGUGGUGUAACUUUUCAAGGUUGUUCAGAGUUACGAAUUUUUGAUAAAGUAUUUUUAAUGUUUCGAUCGUUGUUACCAUAUGAAUAAGGUUAGUUAGUUCGUACAUUAUUGUAGUUAGUAUUAAAAAAGACAUUCCGAUUUUAUUUAUAUAAUAUUCAGUAAGGUAAGGAUCAAUCUCUUUUCCUUAGAAGUAAUCGAUGUUGCCAUACUUAUUGUUUCGAGGUACUUAAUUAUAAUAUUGUUGCAAUUAUUUUAAAUUUUUAUUUUAUCAAAUAAUAGAUAAGAUCAUUUAUUAUUAUUUAUAAUAAGCUCUCAGUGUUAGAUAAUAUAUUAUAAUUAAUAAAUGAAAGGUCGCAUGAAUGUGCAAUAAAGUGACAAGAGAAAGAUCUGUAGGCCAAAGAUAAUAUAGGAGGAUAUUGAAGCACGCGCUUGAUGGAAAAUAUAAAACAUUUUGACAUUAUAAAUGUGCUGUACAAAUGACUCUCAGGCAAUCGCUGUGAUGUUAAGUAAAUCGUUUUUAUUUAUGUAUAUAGUUCUGGAAGCAACGAUUUCUGUUAACGAUAAUAAUACGAGUAUACAGAUGAUAUCGAUACUGUCUCUAACUCCACUACUCUUGGACGUCGUGUAGUUCACGGCGUGUAUUUUUUAGCUCUCAUAAGUAAUAUUUAAGAUCUUCUAUUUAGUAUUAAUGAUUGUCAAUUUUCAACUCCAGUACAAAUAUUGUGUCUUUAGAUAUUUUGAAAAUAAUAUUUCGAAGUAUUCAGUAUUCUGAUGGACGAAGACGACAUGUUAGGAUAAAGUUACAUUAUAUGUAAGGUCGGUCGCGCGGCAUUCGUUACAUGUAAACAUUAUAAUAAAGUUGUAUUUAACAUAAUCUGUAAGAGUAUGAUCUUAACCGAAUCAAUUUACCGUUUGACUGACAUAAUGACAUAGAACAAAAAAUAACUUUUUCCUCGUGUUGUGUUUUACGAUAUGAAAGACAUAUAUUUUUUUUUUGAUAAAUUGUUAAUAAAAUGAAAUAUAAUUAUAUUUUUGUUUUACGCUAAGUUUUGUUAAAUAGUUAUUUAAAUAUAUUUUUAAUCUGAAAUACAAAUAAUUUUAAAUAGUAAUUUAGUUGACCAUCAUCACAAUGAAGUGCAAGAGGACGCUCAGCUCAGCAGCAAAAGCUAUUUAUGUACACGAUUUUAUGAAAUAGAAAAGAAAUAUACGAAUUAUGAAUGUGACAA
This is a messenger RNA of Danaus plexippus (monarch butterfly), 2860 nucleotides long. RefSeq names its product ETS homologous factor-like (gene Ets). Bases 51 to 1184 code for a protein of 377 amino acids. The record is from RefSeq and is a predicted model, not a curated record. Gene Ontology annotation, molecular function: sequence-specific DNA binding; DNA-binding transcription factor activity, RNA polymerase II-specific. The transcript has 2 exons. Gene Ontology annotation, cellular component: nucleus. Gene Ontology annotation, biological process: cell differentiation; regulation of transcription by RNA polymerase II. NCBI's taxonomy places the organism in Eukaryota, Metazoa, Arthropoda, Insecta, Lepidoptera, Nymphalidae.